Molecule: messenger RNA, 1433 nt
Organism: Abrus precatorius (Indian licorice)
Lineage: Eukaryota; Viridiplantae; Streptophyta; Magnoliopsida; Fabales; Fabaceae
Product: E3 ubiquitin ligase BIG BROTHER-related
Exons: 7
Coding region: 163-1170 (335 amino acids)
Source: RefSeq, a predicted model, not a curated record
UUUAAUAUUUAAAAAUAUAUUUACAUAUAUUCCCUUCGAUUGAUUCUGGGAUUCGAUCAUAACAUACGUACAUCUAUCUAUCUUUCUCAUUCUUCUUCUUCUUCUUGUUCGUCUUCAAUUGCCCCUUUUCUCUCUCUUUGUGUUAGGUUUCUUCUUCUUGGCAUGGAGAACGACACCAGCGCCGCCGCCACCAACAACCACAACACCACCGGCAAAGUGGGUUCAGGAGGAGUGAAAUCGAACAAUCAGAACCGAGAAGAAGAGCAUUCCAAUUUGAAUGGGGAGGAACACAUGACGGAACAUGUGGAGAUUGAAGAAGAAGAAGAAGAGGAUCGAGAAGCUGAUGAAGAAGGAGAACCAACUGGAUCUGCACCCAACCCUCGCCAACCUUCAAGAACCCCUUUCACUAAUCUCAGCCAGGUCGAUGCUGACCUCGCCCUUGCCCGAGCGCUUCAGGAGCAGGAAAGGGCGUAUAUGGUGCUGAGAAUGAAUAAUGAUGGAAGUGAUUAUGGAAGUUGGGAAGGUGGAAGCCAUUUGCAUGAUGAUGGGGACGAUUUUGAUGACCUACAUGAUGGCACUGAUGUGGAUGAGGAUGAAGAAGAAGAAGAUGAUAAUGAGGAGGAGUAUGAAAAUGAAGAUGCAUUUGAUGUCCAUGCUCAUGCUAGUGCUGGAGAACAUGAUAAUCCCAGCAUUGAAUUUGACCCAGAUGUAUUUUCAAGUGAUGAAGCAUAUGCAAGAGCAUUACAAGAGGCUGAAGAGAGGGAAAUGGCUGCUAGACUGUUGGCUCUUGCUGGGAUAAAUGAUAGGGAGGUGGAGGACAUAGAGGAACAUGGUGCGAAUUCUCAGGAUGCUUGGGAGGAUGUUGAUCCAGAUGAACUUUCAUAUGAGGAACUGCUGGCGCUGGGUGAAGUAGUUGGAACUGAGAGCAGAGGUCUUUCGAUUGACACUAUUGCCUGUUUGCCUUCAGUCAACUACAAGAGUGGGAGUGAUCAACAUGGAAGCAAUGAUUCGUGUGUAAUUUGCCGGGUGGACUAUGAAGAUGAUGAAUCAUUGACAGUUCUUUCCUGCAAACAUCUGUACCAUCCCGAGUGCAUUAAUAAUUGGUUGAAAAUAAACAAGAUUUGCCCAGUUUGCAGUACUGAGGUAUCUGCUUCUGGGAACAACUUGUAGGGGGAUUUAGUAGCUGCUCUUCACUUCAAAUUGAAGAAAAUUGGUGCAAGUUGGGGGAGAUAUAUCCCCUAUUUUAGUAGCAUUGCCAUGUUGGGGAGAUAGUCUGUGCUCAUAUUGUAUCCCCCUUCGUUUUAAAUGUAACAUGUAACUUUCGGAAUCAGCUCUCUAGAUUGUAUCUUUUUUAAUGGAAUGAAUGGCGUCAAAGUGGCCAGUUGUUGUGGCCAUUUCUCUGAACUAUCAUCUUCAAAUUGAGGCAUGCUAUU